Molecule: messenger RNA, 465 nt
Organism: Suillus clintonianus
Lineage: Eukaryota; Fungi; Basidiomycota; Agaricomycetes; Boletales; Suillaceae
Product: 40S ribosomal protein S11
Exons: 6
Coding region: 1-465 (154 amino acids)
Biological process (GO): translation
Cellular component (GO): ribosome; cytosolic small ribosomal subunit
Molecular function (GO): structural constituent of ribosome
Source: RefSeq, a predicted model, not a curated record
AUGGCUGAUCAAAUCGAGAAGGCGUACCAGAAGCAGCAUUUGUUCCAAAACGCCAAAGCCCGCGGUGGCAAGAAGGUUGCGACCAAGGAAAAGCGGUGGUACAAGGAUGUUGGUCUUGGAUUCAAGACCCCUUCGGAGGCUAUCCAAGGCACUUACAUCGACAAGAAGUGCCCCUUCACCGGUGACGUCUCGAUCCGUGGCCGUAUUUUGACUGGCAAGGUCGUUUCAACCAAGAUGACACGGACAAUUGUGAUCCGCAGGGAUUACCUCCACUACAUACCUAAAUACAACCGUUACGAGAAGAGACACAAGAACAUGGCUGUACACGUAUCGCCCGCUUUCCGUGUCGAGGUCGGUGACAUUGUCACUGUCGGGCAAUGCCGGCCACUGUCGAAAACGGUACGAUUCAACGUCCUGCGGGUGUCGAAGAGUAAGGCAUCAGCCAAGGCCUUUGGCAAGUUCUGA